ACAUAAUUCAAAAUCGCCGAAAGAGUACCAUCACUUCGUUUAGUGGGUGAAUCAUAUGGGUUUCCAGGAACAAUAGUUUGGAAAGUUAGUUAGGCAGCAUAUAUUAGAGGCGGUGCAUCCGGUUAGAUGGCGCCUGGAGAUCAGCUGGGUUCGCGGAUCAUGCUCGAUGACGCCUACCAAAUUCGAGACGUGCUCAUGAAUAUUUUACGUGCGACUAUAAAUUAGAUUUGAUUGCGGUUAUAUCAUUGACUUGGCCAGAACCCCCUUCUCCGCUACCCAUUUGGUUAAUUUAAAUUAAUUAUUGUAUGCUAAUUCCCAGCAUAAGCGCUAAGAGCAGACAGGUUCUGGUUCUCUGGCACCGCUUGGUUCUGCCACUGGCCUCCAGUCGCUAUUCACACCUUUCAAAGUCUCUGACUCAAGCUUUCUUUCCUUGUUCCUUGCAGGUUUCCUCCGUGAUCCUGGUGGUCCUGUCGGCGAUGGCAUUGGCAGCGCCCCAGCUGCAGGAGGUUCCCCACGCCCUGCUGGACAUCGAGACGCCCAAUCAGUUCAGCUACAAUUCCCCGCUGGCCAACCGGGAUAGCCUGCAAUCGAAGCCGUACUUCGACUUCCUGAGCACCCUCUACGCCCACGACACGGCCAAGUCGAACCUGUUUAGGCCCUAUUCCGGCCGCCAGCGAAGGGAGGUCCAGAAGCUGGAUCGUCCUCGCAGGGCCAUCGUCUUCCGGCCCCUGUUCGUCUACAAGCAGCAGGAGAUCCGCAGGCAGGAGAUCAAGGACAGGCAGGCCGAGAGACGCCACGACCUCAACCGAAUCUACCGGCUGUAGUCUUUUGUAUCCAAUCCAGUGUCCAUCCAGCCAUCCAUCCAGCCGGGAUGUUGGCCUUCUACAGGGUCCUCUAGCACUUAGCCACCUACACUGUGUCCUAGCCUUAAGUAAAUAUGCACUGCAGCACAACAAGAGAGAGAGCACUCAUCGCUAUAUAUUAUAUGUAUACCCAUUCGCACCGCCACCACACCACCCACAUCCUCGUAGAAUAAGCCCAGAUGUUUGUUAUGCCACUUGUUAUCGCGACGUUUGAUUAAAGCUAACAAAACUGAAAUCGA
This is a messenger RNA of Drosophila takahashii, 1102 nucleotides long. It is a transcript of the gene Lst, whose product is annotated as Limostatin. NCBI's taxonomy places the organism in Eukaryota, Metazoa, Arthropoda, Insecta, Diptera, Drosophilidae. The record is from RefSeq and is a predicted model, not a curated record.